Closterium sp. NIES-67 is the source of this 4128-nucleotide messenger RNA. Lineage: Eukaryota; Viridiplantae; Streptophyta; Zygnematophyceae; Desmidiales; Closteriaceae. The record is from the annotation of a GenBank genome assembly.
GUGAUGAGCUCACUGUCAGCGACGCAAUCACCGCCUGACCGCAACUGCCGCAUCACGUAGGCGACGUGAAGAUGCAGGCACGGCAGAGGCUGUUGCAUCUCCUGCAUGAUGGCUGCUGGACUGUCGUCUAGUGCUCUACUGUCUCACACCCGCCACCCCUCCUCCACCCAAUCCUCCGCUUCCUCCGCUUCCGCCGCCUCUUGCGCCCCCGUUCACCUCCGCCAUGGCGUCUCCUCAGUUAUCGCGCCUGCCCCCACAUCCUCCUUCUUCCGCCUCCCCGCAUCCUUCCGCCUCUCCUCCGCCCGCCUGCUCGCGCUGCUCGCCCUCGCGGGCUGCUGCCUCGCGCUGCUUGCGCUCUCCGCGCUCCUCGCGGGCUCAGCCUUCCGCCCCCCCGCACCGCAGCCGCGGGCUGGGGAGAACGCAAAUGGGGAGGCGGCGGGGUUUGGAGAGGAUUUGAAGGAUGGUAGAGGCGCGGGAGAGGGAGAAGGAAUGAGAGGAGGCGUGGGAGGAUGGAAAAACAUCAGCAACGGUGGAGCGUUAAGAACGGUGCUAGGUGGUGCAGACUUAGGAAGGAGCGCGGAAGGUGCGGAGGCCGCGGGAGGAGGCGGUGGAGGGGGAGGGUGCGAGGGGGGAUGUGCGGGGACAUGCAACCUGGCAGUGAAGCAGUGUUGGUGCCCCCACGCAUGGCGUGGCCCACACUGUGACCGUCCUGCUCUGCCUCUCUGCACGCCUCUCUCCCCCCCAACCUCCCCCUCCCCCCUGCCUCUGCAGCCUUCCCCCUCCCCCUCCCGCCCGCCUCCCUCCUGCUCCUCCCGCGCCCUCACCUGCUCCUGUGCGCGCCAGUGCCUCGCCCUCGGCCUGCCCACGGCGCCCCUCUGCUACCAGGAGGGGCAGGGUGGGGGAGAGCAGGGGGAGGCGGGCGGUGAGGGCGGCAGGGGCGGAGAGGAGAGGGCGGUGAAUGCGAGUGCUGCUUGGGAAAGGGUGUAUUCGGGUCAGGUGUUUGCUAUUGCUGGUGGGGGCGAGGUGGAGGGUAGGGGAGAGGGAGAGGAGGUGGGGGAGGUGCCGCAGAUAGGACCAGACGGGUGGGGGGCGGGUGGAGCAGAGGGGGGGAGACCAGAGCCGAGGGAGCAGACUGAGGCAUUUAGAGUGGUGGAGAUUGGUGGCGAGGAGUGGGAGGAGAGUGAGAGGGUGAGGUGGAGGCCGCUUCCCCCCUGGGAGUGCAGCAGAAACUGCAGCGGCCGUGGCACGUGCCAUGUGGGCAACACCUGCAGCUGUCCGCCGGCGUUUUCUGGUCGUUGGUGCGAGUGGCCAGCGCACCUCAUCGGUAAUCUCACCGGGCUGUGCUACAACAACUGCAGCGGGGCGGCGCACAGGGGCCGCUGUGUGGAGGGCGUGUGUGUGUGCGAGCAAGGGGCGUUCGGUGCUGACUGCUCACUGGAGAUAAAUGCAGAGGGACGGGUGAGCCUGGCUCAGUCAGAACCCAGCACGCGCAAGGAAGAGGACCAGAAGCGGCAGGAGGGGCAGCAGGGGGGAACGCAGGAGGAGGGGGAGUCUCAAGGCAGCAAUGUGAGUGGGGGGGUGCGGCCGCGCAUGUACAUCUACGAGCUGCCGCCGGUGUUCCACCAGUGGCUCAUCCACCACACCGCCCCCUCCGCCUUCCACCGCCCGGAGCCCCUUCUCUUCCUCGAGAGGCUGCUCGCCAGCCCCUACCGCACUGCCAACGGGUCUGAGGCGGACUUCUACUUCGUGCCGCUGCUGCUGCACGCAUACGGCGACCGUGCUCUCGCUUACCUCCAGAGAGCCAUUGCCUACAUCCGAGCCACGUGGCCCUUCUGGGACGAGAGGGGUGGUUCAGGCAAGGGCCACAUUCUCUUCGCCAUGGCGCCCCUCGGCGCCUGCCACUUCGCCCCCUCUCACCCGUCCUCCUCCUCCUCCCCCCCUCUCACUCCCCCCGGCAUGCGCCCCCCUCUGCUGCGAGAUGCCAUCACGCUCACCCCCUUCACUCUCCCUCGGAAUCUCUUCGCCGGCCGUGCCCACCCCUGCUUCAUCCCACUACAGGACAUCGCCGUGCCGCCCAUGCCGCCCCUCCCGCUGCUGCGCGCCGCCCUGCGACGCCUGCUGGCCUUCUCUGCUGCCAACCUGGCAGAUGGGGCUGAGAGCAACAGAGCUGAGGGGCCUGGGCGGCACAGUGGGGAAGGGGAAGGGCGCAGGGACGUGCGGCGAGUGGAAGAGGAGGAGGGGGGAAGAGGGGUGGAGGGAGAGGGAGACGGUGGCGGUGUGGAUGAAGGGCGGGUCUGUGAGGGCUGUCUGGUGCCGUUUGAUCCUGGCUUUGGCGUGCUUGCAUCACUGAAGCGCCUCAUUGCUGCCUCCCACACCGCUGCUGCUGGCAAUAACACUACUGGCGCUGCAGCAUGCAACCACAGCACCAACAGCACCAGCAACAGCACAGACCACCCCCCACACACCGAUCCAUUCGCCCCCAGUUCCCACCCGCCCUGGCUGCACCUCCCCCCAACAGCGCCCCUGGGCCCUGAUGACCCAUUAGAGGCGCACCACUUGCAGCACAGCCGCUUCUGCCUCGCCCCUCUGCUCGCUCACGGCUGGUCCCCUGCUGCUCUGCACGCCCUGCUGCUGGGCUGCAUCCCCCUGCUGCUUCACAACCUCUCCUCCCACUCCUCCCACUCCUCCCACUCCUCCCCGCCCCUCCACCCCCACCCGCUUCACUGGCCGCGCUUCUCCCUCCACGAUCCCCUCUCGCACCUCUCCUCUCUCCCCCGCACCCUACGCUCCCUCCCCCGCGCCCGUGUGCAAGCCCUGCAGGCAGAGGGGUUUAAGGCAGCGGUGCGGCUGCUGUAUGAGUCGCCGUCCUUCGACCCCUGGGAGGGCGUGCUGCCGAGCAUGCUGAGUCAGCAGCCAUGCCACGUCAGCAAUGGUACCAGCAGGGAGGGAGGGGAUUGUGGUAACGGAGGGACAGUGAAUGGCGGGCAGGGUGACGGGCAGUAUCUGAACGUUUCGCUGCCCGGGGAGUGGCUGGUGGAGGCUGAGAGGAGGCUCAGAAGGGCCACUCGGCGCCUUGGGGUGUUUGAGUCUGUUAUGGGCGUUCUGCGAGGGAGAGUGGUGCGGGCUCAACAAGAGGCACAAGGGGGGGGGGAAAGAGGGAGGAAGAAUCUGAUGGGCAGUGGAAAAGAGACAGCAAGGGAGGAAGGGGGCGAUGAUGGGGCGUGGCAGGCUGGUUUGGAUGGUGACGAAGUGGAGGAGGAGGCGGCGGCAGUGUUGAGGGAAGCAGGACUGGAGGCAGAAGAGGAAGGGUCGGCAGUGGAGGCAGGGGGGUUGGGGGAAGAAGAAGGUGGGUGUGGGGAGGAACGGAGUGCUCUGAUUGCUGGUGGCGGGGAGGACAGCGGCUCGAUGGAGGGAAGCACAGGCAGAGGCAGCACGAGUGAGAGCACAGUGGUGUCAGAUACUGGCAGUGGGAUGGAUGUGGCGGAUGGUGACAGGAGAGGGGGUGUGGGGAGUGCUGGCAGCAAGGGUCGCAGGUGCUCCGAGGGGUGCCGCUUCACGUGCAAUCAGGAGCUGGGCCGCUGCGACUGCCCUCCUGACUGGGAGGGACCAGCCUGUGACACCCCAUCAAUGCCAGCCUGCCGGCUGCCCCCUCUCUCCCUCUUGCAGCCCUGUGCGCUCCCCACCACGUGUCGCUGCGCCCUGGACUGCAACCGCCUUGCCUUCCACCACGCCUUCCACUGCCUGCCCGAGAUCCACCCCAACGGCACCCUCAAGCGCUCUCCCACUGAAAUCUUCGAAGACGGGCAGCGCGCUGCGCUGAAAGAUUAUUUCAUGCUGCCCGAGGAAGCUGCCCGGGUGGAGCAGGAGCGGGGGUACAAGGAGGUUUUGGCAUUCUUGGCGCCUGGUGAUGCUUCUGGGGUGUGGGCGGACGUUGCUGCUCCCACCCGCUGCAAACACGGGUGCUCGGGACGCGGGGUCUGCCACGGCAAUGGGUCGCACUGCGAUUAUGGGAGAUGGCAAUGAUGCUCAUGGCAAUGGUGCUCAUGGCAAUGAUGCUCAUGGCAAUGAUGCUCAUGGCACUGAUGCUCAUGGCAAUGAUUCUCAUGGCAAUGAAUGGUGCUUAUGACA